GACAGCCUCGAUUGCAUGCGUAGGAACGGCAGGGUCCGUGAGGGCAAACGCAAAUCGAUUGUUAAACAUGUGCACCCCUAAUUUGCUAUUAUCCCCUUGAAAGUUGCUUUAACAGGGAAGCGUUUCAUCUCAAACAAAUGGAAGGCUUCUAGAAUGAAGAUAUCCUCACACAUGCGUGAAAGAAACUUUAACUGAACGUCAGGAACUGAUCUGAUACUAUCGUCUGGAGCAAAGGUUCAACGAAGAAACAGGCCGCAGAUUACCAUGAAGAUAUUAUUUCGAUGUUUUCACCUGUUUCUUUUCACUCUUGCCGUCACAUCUCCGGUAUGUGGAGAUAAUUUUACCCUGGGUUUGCUUGUACCCUAUGAUGAAUCACAUGCUCCUGCCGUGGGAAAACUGUUCGCACCCGCCAUUGUAACCGCCGUGGAUGACAUCAAUAACUCAUCUGAUCUUCUCUCCGGCCACCAUCUGUCUUAUAUCUGGACUGAUACCAAGUGCAACGAAGAUACGUCUCUGCAUGCAAUGGCUUAUCAGAUUCACGAGAAGAAGGUGUCCGCCAUUAUAGGUCCUGGAUGUACUUGCCAAUAUGAAGCGAGAUAUGCCAGCGUACAGGACGUCGCAAUGAUAUCUUACAUGUGCAGAGAUCCGCUGACUAAAAAGGAAGAUUACGCAACAUUUGCAGAGACGUUUAUCCAGGUGGAGGUGCAUAAACUAUCGAGAGGCCUCAUUAAAAUGUUCCAAAAGUUCAACUGGUCAGAAGUGGCCAUAUUGUAUGAAAACAUUACCAGUUAUAUCAGGAUGAAAGAAGUCGUGGAGCGCGAGUUUAAUUCUAACAAUAUCAAAGUGCUUAUGGAUAGAGAGCUUCUUGCUGACCAAUGCUACAAUCAUGUGAAGAACAACCGUUCAAGUUAUUGUGAUCCGCCCACAUCGGUGACGAAUGUAAGCGAUUACAUGGGAAAUAUGUUCAAAGAACUGAAGGACAAAUGCAGAGUUGUACUUUACUUGAGUGAAUAUUCAGUGGCCCGUCAGACGCUUGAGUACGCGUAUAAUCAGGGUAUGACACAAGGCGACUAUGCAUUCGUCAUGCUACAACUUGACCUUGAACGGUUCAAGCGUAACAUGGACAAGCCAGUACAAAUAUAUGUGCUUAUGGAUUUGGAUAAAGACAAAACAUGUGAUUAUUAUCAAGCCCUGGAGUCGGUGGUAUUAGUGGAGGUUCAGAGUAAAUUACCAGAUGAGAAGAAGUCGUAUGAAGCGUUUGAAAAGAAAGUCAAAGAAAAAUAUGACAGUUUCAAGACAAACUUAACAGCGAGCAUCGAGACGAUGGAUGCACCGCUGUCAUUUUACGCCUAUUAUUUGUAUGACGCUGUUUAUCAAUAUGCCAAAGCAUUGAAUAAAACUUUGGCAAGGGGUAAGAAUGGAACAGGACGAAAUGUCAUUCGCAACCUACUAAACUCUACUUACGAGAGCAAGUUAGGUCCCAGCGUGUUCAUUAAUGAGAAUGGAUCAGCCGACGUUGUAAAUCUCCGCAUUGUGGAUAUUCGUUGGAAAAAAUCUGUUGCUCACGCAAAUGACUGCCUCUCUGGCAGUGGUGGCCCCAGUGCAACGCAAUUAGGACUAAUAACAUUUGAUCAAGAGAACACUCAAAUCAAUGUGAGCACGGAAGAUUUUCAGUGGCCAAAUGGUGGAAAAAUACCUCUGUCAAAACCAAAGUGUGGGUUUGAUGGUCUGUUAUGUGUUACUUCUACACCUUCCACACUUAACACAGCGAAAGAAGAUCGCCAAGAUGAUGGAAAAAUUGGUGCUAUUAUUGGAGGAGUUUCAGCGUUUGCAGGCAUCACUUGUAUCAUACUCCUCGUCAAUGUCAUCAGACAAUACAUGUUAAAAAAAGAGAUGGACAGUUUAUUGUGGAAAAUGAAUUACAAAGACAUUCGUUGGGUGCAGACGUCUUCCAGCGUUAGUUCUGACAUGGCUGAAGAAGAAAAUUCGCUUUCAAUGUCUCGUAGAACAAGCAACCAAUAUACUUUUACGAACUUUGGAUUUUAUAAGGAAAAUAAAGUGACCGUGAAGCAGAUUGGAACCAAGACGAUUGAUUUAACAAAAUCUAUUCUCUUAGAACUGAAACAGAUGCGCGACUUUCGUCACGAAAAUUUCGCCCAGUUUUAUGGAGCCACUGUUGAUUCACCUUACAUCUGCAUUGUUUUUGCCUUCCUUCCCAGAACCCUUAAGGAUUUUCUGGCUUGUUCAGACGUGAAGCUGGAUAAAACAUUUAUUUCGUCUUUAGUCACAGACAUUGUUAAGGGUAUGGCCUAUCUUCAUUCGUCAGAUCUCAAGUACCAUGGUAACCUAAAAUCUUCCAACUGCCUGAUAGACAGUCGGUGGACGCUGAAAAUUUCUGAUUAUGGCCUUACUAUGUUGAGAUCAAAGUGUAAUUUAACUGCAAAGACGAGCAGCGAAGAUUUACUUUGGACAGCACCGGAGCUACUCCGUAAACGUUUCAGUUUUCCUAACAGUGCUUCUCAUAAGAGAAACAGGAAAUAUGUCAAUAUUCAGAAGGCCGAUGUGUACAGCUUUGCUAUUAUUCUUCAAGAGUUUCACACCAGGAAAGGACCAUUUAGCAAUAACAGGAACCUCUGCGCGAAAGAAAUUGUAGGGAGAAUCACAGAACCCGAAGUUCCCAUAUUUCGCCCUACUGUGCUUAAUUUUAUUGAAGAAUUGGACGAACUCAGGGAUCUGAUGAAAAACUGUUGGGAGGAAGAUCCUGAUAGCAGACCAGACUUCACCGAGAUCAAGAAAAGAAUAAACAGGAUUCUGGUCAAUAAAGGAAUUAAAACUAACAUUUUCGACAGCAUGAUUUACAUGAUGGAGAACUAUGCCAACAAUCUUGAGGAUAUUGUGACUGAAAGAACAAGUCAACUAAUAGAGGCAAAGAGAGAAACAGAAGAACUUCUUUACAAAAUAUUUCCAAGACCAGUUGCAGAACAACUCAUUAAGGGAAAACAAGUCGAGGCCGAAAACUUUGACGAAGUGUCCAUUUAUUUCAGUGACAUCGUAGGAUUUACAAGCCUCUCUUCUGAGAGUUCGCCAAUGCAGGUCGUUACUCUUCUUAAUGAUCUCUACACAUUAUUUGAUGACAUUAUAAGCGAAUACCGUGUAUAUAAGGUUGAGACCAUCGGUGACGCUUACAUGGUGGUUUCCGGUCUUCCGAUAAAAAAUGGGCACGAUCAUGCGGGUGAAAUAUCCCGGAUGGCUUUGCACCUAUUGGACUCAGUCAAGGAAGAGUUCGUCGUCCGUCAUAAGCCUGGGUACAAACUACAGCUUCGUAUUGGUAUUCACAGUGGUCCUGUUGUUGCUGGAGUGGUUGGAAGCGCUAUGCCUCGUUACUGUCUCUUUGGCGACACGGUGAACACUGCAUCCAGAAUGGAGUCCUAUGGAGAAGCCGGAAUGAUACAUAUCAGCGAAGCAACAAAGAAUAUUCUUGAAAUUCUUGGAGGAUUUACGAUCAAGCGCAGAGGAGAAGUGCUCUUGAAGGGAAAAGGAGAGGUCACAACAUACUGGUUGAUGGAACAUAAGCAUACAAGACAGCCAGUCUCUCCAAAAAGACCGCGUCCAAAGAGACAUUUUUUCAAUACUACCAACGAUGGCGGAGGAUUGAAACCUUCCUGUAUUACGCGCUCGUCGUCGUUACGAAGGUCACUCAAAUGUGCGUCUGAAAACCCAAUGACAAAAAUUCCAAUUCAGGUUGUUGUUGGUAACGGUAAUAAUCGGGAAAAAAGGAAAGAAAGUACGCACUCUAUUACAAGUGUUUAAGGCAUCUGGGAAGGUAUUCGUGUGUCUGCACGUGUGAUCAGUGUUGCCCCAACUUUCAAGUCAGAAAUUGUUGGUAACUAUCCGGUUAAGAGAUUUCUUUUUGUCUGUAUUUCAUGGUGCAUACCCAGUUCACUCGAGUGGCCUAAGCAUGUGGCUUGGAGGAGCCUGAGAUCAGCUUUAUAAUUGAAAUACGCCAUCAAGAGGUGCUGGUCUGCGCCAAAAGAAUUUACGUGAUACUGCUACUGAUGGUUUCUGAGAAUACAGGAUUCUGUCAAACGCAACAAACUCUUCAAAACAUGACAAGAGGGGCUUUCCCCUUGCGCUCACAAAAGGCAUAACAAGGCAACCACGUGUAGUUUAGGACAUUACUUUGUUUGAUUUUAUACAAGUCUCUAAAUCUUCUUUAAUAGCUGUGAAGCUUGUUACCCUGCCGUUGUGAGAAAGGAUUGCGUUACAAGCCGCAAUUCACUAGAUAAACUUAUGCUCACCCACUCUCCAGUGGAAAGAACUGAACAUGCGCCACUGGCUUACAAGUCACUGAGCGCAGAGAAUCCAACUGCUUUUUUUUCAGUUGAGAAAAAUUUCUUUGUACGUGUUAACCUUGAUAAAAAUGAUUCCUUUAGGGAUUUGUGCAUCUCCCGAACGCUCCCGUGUUUCCAUUUUCCCAAAAAACCAUUACGUUUUCAAAAAACAUUCAAAUAAAAAGGAUUUUAAAUCCAUCAGUUUUACUCCGAUAUAUGUAACACAGAAACUGACACAACCUGGAAUUUCUCAGGUCUUUACUUUUUUCCCUUCGAGGGACAAGGUUACCAGCUCUUUAUUCCUAGUAUAUUGUAUAGUUACAAUAUCUACAUUGUUCCUUUGGUGUAAAUAUGCAAAAUCUUUGAUUAAAAAAAAAUCU
Molecule: messenger RNA, 4711 nt
Organism: Pocillopora verrucosa
Lineage: Eukaryota; Metazoa; Cnidaria; Anthozoa; Scleractinia; Pocilloporidae
Source: RefSeq, a predicted model, not a curated record